GAUAUUUGUUACAAAUUCAAAAAAAAAAAAACCCUCUUCUGUGCACUUCACUGGUUUUCUUUUUAUUUAUUUAUUUUUGUUUUAAACUUUGGAGGCGAAUAUUGUUGCGAAUAAUGCAAGACAUCCACUUGAUCGGAGGUGGCCGAGUAUUCAGCAGCGGUGGCGGAGGUGGCGGAGGAGAUAGAAGGUUACGACUGCAACACCAACAACAAAACAACCAGGCACUCAAGUGCCCACGUUGCGACUCACUUAACACGAAGUUCUGUUACUACAACAACUACAAUCUCUCUCAGCCACGUCAUUUCUGCAAGAGCUGCCGUCGUUACUGGACCAAAGGUGGUGUCCUUCGUAACGUCCCCGUCGGUGGUGGUUGCCGCAAAGCCAAGCGUUCGAAAACCAAGCCUUCAUCCGAAUCCACGACAGUCGCCGCCGCGGCCCCUGCACAGCCACAAUCACAGCAACUCCUUGAUCAACGUAAAGCGAAUUCUCAUUCUAGCAGCGACAGUUCGAGUCUUAUUGCAGCAAAUUCUAACGUUGCAGUGGCAAAUAAAAACAACAACGAUAGUUCUACAGGCGGCAUGGCGGAGGCGGUGUCGGCAGUAACGUCUCAUUCAAACAAUAUAAAUGUAAGCGAGUCGAAGUUGUAUGGAAACCCUAACAAUUUAGUCUUCGAGGCAGGAUUACUGGAACAAGGAUCAGAAUCGGGGGUUUUUCCGGAGAUUGGGAGUUUUACGAGCUUGGUUACUUCGUCAAACAAUGAAACGUCGUCGUUGGGUUUCGGUACGGUAUUAAAUGGGCAAGGACAGUGGCAGCAGCAAAAGAUGAUGAGUGUUGGAGGGGAGGAAAUCACCGGGGAAUUGCUCGAUCAGACGAUGCAGGUUGAGCUUUCAAAUUUGCAUGGUAGAUCGGAGAGUGGAUUUGGACCGUUGGAUUGGCAAGGGUGUGGAGAUCAACCGUUCCUUGAUCUUGCUAAUGAUGUUGACCAAUCGUAUUGGAGUCAAAGUCAAUGGUCUGAUCAAGAUCAUACGGCCCUCUAUCUACCGUAAAUUGUCUCACUCUCACCCCCCCUUUUUUUUUUCUCCUUAAAUUAUUUAUUAACUAUAAAAAAAUUGAAACAAAGAAAAAAAAAUGGAGAAAAAGAAAAUCAAAGAAAGGUUCAAAGCUUGAAGUAAAGAAACUGAAAGAGAGUUAAAUUGAUAUAUAUAAAUCCGACUGUUUCUUGUGUAAAACGUUUAAAAUUUUUCUUAAUUUUUUACUUAAUAUUUAAGUUCUAUUUUGGUGAUUUUUGAAGAUGUUUCCAGUUUUUUUAAUGCAGGAUUUUGUUGAUGGCGUAUCUGAAUUCAAUUAAUGUAGAGAAAAUAUAGAUUUCAGGUUUUAAUUUAUGAUUGAUAUUUGUAGUUUUGAGUGUGGCAAAUGUAAUAGUUUUACUUAAAUAUUCCUCUAUAUUUAAUUAUGAUAUUAGGAGAUUUUAAACAUAUGGAUGUAGUUACUGUUACUUUUGAUAAUGAAUUAUGUGAAGGAUUAAUAAUACCCAAAA
Gossypium raimondii (Peruvian cotton) is the source of this 1537-nucleotide messenger RNA. RefSeq names its product dof zinc finger protein DOF5.4. Gene Ontology annotation, biological process: regulation of DNA-templated transcription. The transcript has a single exon. NCBI's taxonomy places the organism in Eukaryota, Viridiplantae, Streptophyta, Magnoliopsida, Malvales, Malvaceae. The record is from RefSeq and is a predicted model, not a curated record. Gene Ontology annotation, molecular function: DNA-binding transcription factor activity; DNA binding. The coding region runs from base 114 to 1046 and encodes 310 amino acids.